AAGUAAAGGAUCGCUUUAUUGUUAAAAUGAGUUUCUCCACACCUCCCUGUCUCGCAUCACAUGCAGGAAACAGACAGGCAGAGAUUCGCGUCCAGUGUUACUCCUGAAACAAAAGUUUAGUGAUCACCUGUGAGGUAACGAAUGUCCAGGUAGUGAUUAUUAAACUCUUCACCGUCUUAUUGGAUUAACUGUGCGCUCUUCCUCUUUGGAAUGAGUUUCUUAAGACGCAACAAGAAGAAUGAGGACAAAAAGGGUUCACUCAAGAAUAAAGAUGCACUGGACAGCCCCACCUCCCCACUAGAGUCCCCUAUCAUAGAGGAUGACGUGCUGGACCCUGUCAUCACUGAUUAUGGGUCUGCGAACUCUGACCUGUCUGUGUCGCUUCAAGACUGCAUGACAGCACUGGAUCUGUUUCUUUCAAAUGAAUUUGAAGAUGCUCUCACCAGACUUAAGAGCAGGAAUAAGGACAGCAUGUAUCACGCGCUUACGUAUGCCACCAUACUGGAAAUGCAGGCCAUGAUGACCUUCAACCCCGAGGAUAUCUUGACAGCGGUAAACACUAUGAAAGAAGCACAGGCUUUGUGCCAACGGUACCGUAAAAAGUCUUCUUUGAACAGCAAAAACAUAACAGAAGAGGAGCUCCAUGCUGAAGUGUGUUAUGCCGAAUGCCUCCUCCAGAGGGCAGCACUCACUUUCCUGCAGGAUGAAAAUAUGAUCGGCUUCAUUAAGGGAGGAAUAAAAGUGAGAAACAGUUAUCAAAUAUACAAGGAGCUACAUACUGUCCUCAAGUCCUCAAGUUAUGUUAAUGGUGACAAUCACAGUCAUUUUGAAGGAGGCGUUAAGCUCGGGGUCGGGGCAUUUAAUCUGAUGUUGUCGCUGUUGCCAACAAGGACUCUCAAGUUGUUGGAAUUUGUGGGCAUCUCUGGUAACAAAGAGUUCGGCCUAGAGCAGCUUCAGGAGGGCUCAGCAGAGCACACGCUUAGGUCUUUAAUAUGCACCUUGAUGUUACUUUGCUACCACACCUUCAUGAGCUUCAUAUUGGGCACUGGAGAGGGAGAUGUGGAAGAUGCUGAAAAAUUGUUGGCGCCUUAUCUGAAAAAGUAUCCAAAGGGAUCCAUCUUCCUGUUUUUCGCUGGCCGAAUAGAGGAAAUCAAAGGAAAUAUAGAUGCUGCUAUCAAGCGUUUCGAGGAGUGCUGUGAGGCUCAGCAGCACUGGGAACAGUUUCAUCACAUGUGCUACUGGGAACUGAUGUGGUGUUUUACAUAUAAGAGGGAAUGGAAGAUGGCCUACAUCUAUGCAGACCUGCUCAGCAAGGAAAACACCUGGUCGAAGGCCAUGUAUGCAUAUAUGAAAGGUGCUUACCUCAGCAUGCUGAGUCGGGAGGAAUGCCGGCCGUUCCCAGAGAAUGAGGUGGAAUUGUUUAGACAAGUUCCUGGUCUGAAGCAGAAAAUAGCUGGAAAGUCAUUGCCCACAGAGAAGUUUGCCAUCAGAAAAGCUCGACGCUAUAAUGCAGAAAAUCACAUUCCUCUUCCUGCACCACCAUUGGAAAUGAUGUAUAUUUGGAAUGGCUACACUGUGAUCGGGAAGCACAAGGACCUGACUGAAGGCAUGCUGAAGACUCUGAAUGAGGCCCAGCAGAAGAUCGAGCAAAGUCCAAGAACUGAGUUCACCACGGAUGACCUGUGUGUUGUCAGUCUGCUUAAAGGACUCUGUCUCAAACACUUGGGCCAAAAGCAGGAAGCCGAACAUUACUUCACUCUGGUCCUUUGCAAUGAAAGUCAGAUAAAAUAUGAUCACUACCUGGUGCCAAAUGCUCUUCUGGAACAUGGUUUACUGUGUUUGGAGAGCGGCAGAAUAGAAGAGGCCAUAACACAUCUGGAGACAGCCAAGCAAAAUUACAAGAACUACUCAAUGGAAUCACGGACACACUUCCGGAUUCAGGCUGCACUACAGAAGGCGCGAGGGACGGCUGUGAACGGAGACCAGUGUUCAGCCUCCAGUCCUUAACAGGGGUCACCAAUGGGGUCAUAGCAGCCGAGAGGAAUAAAGGAAGCCUAAAACAGCAGAAAUAAACAUAUGAAUCAUACAGGACAUACAACUACAGGCGCAUGAACAGAUAGGGCACAGUAAUGACGCUAUUAAAAUAAGUAAAUGUACCAUUAUUGUUUUUAUUAAUAGUAGUACACGUAGUACAUGAAUAAUAAUAGCUAAAGAUAUUGUGCCAGCGCCAGUUAUUUAGGCUACCUUUAGAUCUUAUAUUGGUAAUGCUCUCCACAACCUUUGGCCACCAUGUGACGUAAGGAGCCCAGACAUAGCUGUGCCUUUUGGCCAAUCAUAAUGCAUUUUUUAUUUGGUUUUGAACACACAAAUAGUUUACUUUGCAAUCUUUGGAGGUUAAAUAGCUUAUAAGUCCAUUGAUAAAUGCAACUUUUCAAAGCAUGGAUGAUUAUUUGGUUUGAGUAUACAGUAGCCUUGUCAAAUCUUAUGCAGAGGAUAAGUCACAUGUCUUUGUGUACAUAAUCGCUUUUAGCAAGAAAAGAAUACAAUGUACACUGGAAAUUUGGGGGAUUUAUUUAGCUAUUUCUUUAUUUUGUAUUUAUUCACUGUUACAUUGGCUUCUAAAACUGUCCAGGUUUAAGUGGGCAGUUGAAUGUGUCUUUUAGAAAGGCGGUCUCCUUCAUGUGGACUUGGUCCAAAUCGUACUCGAGCUCAAACAAACAAGCCUUUGGAUACAUGCAGGGCAGGCUGGUGUGCCAGUUUUAACCAACAUGAGGGAUGCAUUGAUAACCACUACAGCCUUACAUUAUUAAAGGAGAGAAACUUUAAGCUGGCUCAGGACAGAGGAAUAGAUUUUGUUCAGUGUAUGAAUGCUACUUUAUGGAGCUUUUCACCGUAGUGUGAAAUUAACAGUGGCAAUUUUCUUCUCAAUUGCAGUGUAUUUUUUGUUUUAAUUGUGUUUUAAAUGUAUUUAUCCCAGAUUUAUUAAAUUCCAUUGAAGGAUUGUUCCACUGCAAUGUAUUUAUCAGAUCCACUUCAACUGAAGUCUUAUUUUCAUCAAGCAAAAAAACAUGUUUUGAAUUAUAAAUGUCUUAGCAAUGAACUAUUAAAUGACAUGAGAGGCCAAAAAUUACAUUAACACUCAUAAAUGGCAAAGAAAAAAUGUAUGAAAAUGAAUGAUGAAUAUCAAAAUAUGUUUUUAUUUGUGACCCCACCUGUGAAAUCUAGGAGCAUCAAAGUUUGAUUCCACUUUAAAGUGCACCUUUUAUCUCCAUUAUUACAAGAUGUAAUGUAAGUCUCAUGUGUGUGUGCACUAAAUGUGUUCAGCUCAAAAUGCCCUACAGAUAAUUUAUUAUAGCAUGUCCAAAAUGCCCAUUUGCCUUUGUGUGUACAUUUAAAUGCAAAUGAGCUACUGCUUCUCACUCCCUUACCAAAAGAGACAGUAAGCACUUUCAGUUAAAACAUCGUUGAGGGAAAAACUAUGGUAAUGCAGGACUGUAGGUUAGUGGCCGUGGGCGGGGCUUUAUCAGUGUGACAUCACAUUAACAAGAGAAUUGUAACAGCAUGUCAAAUAAGACUGCUUUGGUUUAAAAAAAUUGUGGGGUGGUUGUGUUCACACACUGCCAACACACAUCUAUCUCCAAACACCUUGUAAAAGUGGAUUUUGCAUAAAAGGUGCACUUUAAUGGGGAUAUAUCAUUAAAAUCUGUCUUUUUCCAUUUUUAAGCGCUAUAAUUGGGUCCCCAGUGCUUCUAUCAACCUAGAAAGUGUGUAAAAGAACAACCCAGUAACUUAGUUUUUAUAAACCGUUCUCUGCAAGCAUGUGAAAAAAUAGGUUGUUGAAAUUUGGCUCCCCUUGUGAUGUCAGAAAGGGAUAAUAUCGGCCCUUACAUUUUUGCUCACACCUACAAAGUGGCAAUUUUAAUAUGCUAUAAUAAAUUACCUAUAUGGUAUUUUGAGCUAGAACUUUACAUACGUGUUCUGGGGACACCAAAGAUUUAUUUGACAUCUUAAAAAGUCUUGUGAAAUGUCCCCUUUAAUCUUUUGACAGGACCGUACUCAAUCAAGGUUAUAUUUUCACUGAAUGUUCUGUAAAUUAUAUAGGAUGAUUUUAUGUAGAAAACUGUAAAUCACAAAAAAAUGACUUCAGCUGGGUUGACUGGCACAAUUAUCUCAUUGAACAUUCUUACUGAUUCAGAUUGAUUUUACAGACUUUGGGCUAUAGAGGUCAGCAAAUCCUGUAUGUGGUGCAUGGCUACUGUACAAAUCAAUAGACAAUCCUGUAAAUACUGGACUUACAUUUUGUAAUUUAAAAAUUAAAUUAUAUAAUAUCAUUCCAGACAUUGCUUUUCUCUAUUUGGAUUAAAGAGACUUAUAAUCUUG
This is a messenger RNA of Paramisgurnus dabryanus, 4380 nucleotides long. RefSeq names its product tetratricopeptide repeat domain 39A (gene ttc39a). The record is from RefSeq and is a predicted model, not a curated record. Gene Ontology annotation, molecular function: protein binding. NCBI's taxonomy places the organism in Eukaryota, Metazoa, Chordata, Actinopteri, Cypriniformes, Cobitidae.